GUUACACAAAGUCUCGCGUGAUUUGGCCAAACCGCCUGUUAUCGUAAGUUAGCGACAGCUCGGUGGUUCGGAACCGUUUAGCGUCGCUGCAGACAGAACCAAACUUUUCCUACAUUUACCCAGCGGGGACGACGUGCGGCGUAUUUUAUGGGCCAGGACAGAGCAGGGGACCUCCUGGCUUCUUGUUUUUACCUUCGACUCUACAUCGGCUCUGCUAACGGCUAACAGCUAGCCCGCUAGUUAGCAUCCGGCUAACAGAUUUAGCUUGGGCUGCAGAAGAACCAGGAAGGAGGAGGUGGACCUGCAAGCUUCUGGGCCCGAACCUCCAGCGGCUCUCUCGAGCAUUUAUCCGGUUUAACAGAACCUGUAAUCCACAGAAGGACAGAGGAACCCUGAUUGGAUCCCACUGCAGACAUGUCGAAGGCUCUGGAUUCUCCGUCCCGACCCAGAUCCAGGUCAAGGUCCAGAUCCAGGUCCUACUCCAGGUCCAGAUCCCGAAGCCACUCCCGCUCCAGAUCCAGGAAACGCCACUACAGCUCCAGGUCCCGGUCCCGGUCCCACUCCCCGGGCUACAGGAACUACCCGUCCCGGGACUACCAGGGCAACAACCGCGGCUUCAGGGGCUACAACCGCGGCUACCGCCGGCCGUACCACUACCGGGGCCGCAGCCGAGGCUACUACCCCCGGGGCCACUACCAGAACCGAGGCCGGGGGGGCGGAGGAGGAGGCGGCGGCUACGGCUACAAGUCCAACUGGCAGGGCGGGGGAGGCGGCUGGCACGACCGCCAGGAGCACCGCAGCCCCAGGAGGGCGUACUCACGCUCCCGCACGCCUAAGAAGCGCUCGCCCAGCCGCAGCCGGUCCCGGAACUCGGACCGCUCGUCAUCGGGCCGGUCGCAGCGCUCCAGGCACUCCAGCUACUCCUCCCGCUCCCGUUCCCGCUCCUCGUCCCGAAACCGCGACAGCAAAGGCCGGCCCCGGUCCAAGGACGCCAAAGACAAGCAGCCCGAGAGUCAGAUAGAGAAGCCGGCGCCGUCCGGCGACGGCGUCAUCGUCAAAACCUCCGGGGGGAAGUGGAUCGACUACGACGCCAGCCCCAAGCGCCGCACCCCCGACUCCAAGAAGGAGGACCCUCCGUCUCCUGGCAGCAAAGGCUCCGGCGGCGGCGGCGGCGGCGCGCUGUGGAAAAGCGUGGGCUCUGUGUCGCCUCCUGCAAAGAGUCCCUCCAAGUCCGGCCAGACGGCCUCCUUCGGCGGCUUCGGCUUCUUCUCCAAGGAAGAGGCCAAAGCUGGAGACAGCGCCGUCAUCUCUGCUGCUUUUAAAAAGUUCAUGGCGGAGAACAAACACAAGAAACAAGCCGCCGAGAAGGAGAACAGCCGGGAGAAGGAACAAGGUUCUGCAGAAGCCGAGAAAAGCUCCAAAUCCUCAGACCUGUUCACCAUCUCGGCUUCUCCCUACGCCGAGUCCAAAGAGGACAAGGUUCCCUUCUUCGACCCGGGAGAGGAGGAGUUCCUGGAGUCCCAGGGCCUGAAGGAGCGCAUCAUCAGCGAGGACGCCCCCGAGGGCAAGCCGGGCCUCACCGAGCGCGACAUCUUCGGCAAAUGGGGCGACGAGCCCAGCUACUCCUCCUCCUACCAGUCUGCCAAAGAGAAGGGCCGCAGAGACGAAGACGAGGAAGACGCCGUCGACGACGUGGAGGAAGAGCUGUACCGCAGCCGCAAACACUCGUCCAAGAAGGAGGAGAAGUCUAAGAAGAAGGAGAAGAAGGAGAAGGCCAAGAGGAGCCUGACUCCCCCCUCCACGUCCAAGGAGAAGGAGCGGCCGCUCUUCCCCGGAGCCUUCCCCCCCCAGGACCCGUGUCCUCCUCACCGCCUGUCCGCCUCCAGGGCCGAGUUCGAGCUCAAGAUGAGUUCCUUAGAGGAAAUGCCCAGCUCGUCUCUGUCCAAAGAUCGCCUGACGCCUCGCGAUCUGCUCCAUUCCUCCAAGAAGGACCCAGAGUUCAGGUCCAUUUUCCAGCACAUGCAGUCGGUGCAGCUGCGGCGCAGCCCGUCGGAGCUCUUCGCCCAGCACAUCGUCUCCAUCGUGCACUACAUCAAAGCUCAACACUUCCCCUCCUCAGACAUGACUCUAAGCGAGCGCUUUGCCAUGUACGAACGAAAAGCCGCCGAGGCAGAAAUGAUGAAGCCAAGGAAGAGCCCAGAAAUCCACAGGAGAAUCGAUGUUUCCCCCAGUGCCUUUAAGAGGCACUCUCAGCUGUUUGAGGAUGUGGACGAGACGAGCUACAAGGAUCCAAGUAAAAGGUUCAAAGGAGACAUCAUGGACCUCCGGCUGGAUAUUGAAAGACGAAAGAGGUUUGCCGGGAAGGAGCGCGACUACAAGCGUGAAGGAGGCAAGAGCCCCGAAGGCUCCCGAGGGGCCAGCAGGGAGCGGUCCUCAGAGAAAUCUGGCAAACACCACAAAAAGUCCAAGAAGAGCAAGAAGAAGCGUGACCGCUCUCCUUCCUCCUCGUCCUCCUCCUCCUCGCCGUCACCCUACCCCCCCCUCUACAGAGGAAAAGAGUUCAUGGGGGAGGGCAUGGAGCCCCCGGAGGAGGGUUACAGCCACUCACGCUAUCCUCCACGGGACUACAGCGCCUCCGGGGACCGGGGCCCUCGGGAUUACGAGGGCCACUUCCCAGAGAGAGGAAGAGGCCGUGGAUUUUUCCCCAGAAUAAGAGGAAGAGGCUGGAACAGAGGAAAUUACCCUGGAAACAGCAACGGAAACCCGGCCAAUAUGAACCCCCCGGUGCGCCCCCAGGAGGAGGACUGGGACCCUGAAUACACCCCCAAGAGCAGGAAGUACUACCUGCACGACGACCGGGACGGAGAGAAGACCUGGGUGGAGAGCCGGGGCCGGGGCCGCGGCUCCUUCCCGGCCCGCCGCGGCCGCUUCGUGUACCGGAAGGGCGGCAGCAGCCCCAAGUGGACCCACGACAUGUUCCAGGGCGCCGAGGAGGGCGAGCUGGGCGACGACGGCAUGGAGGUGGAGCACAAGGAGUCCAAGCCCGGCGCCGACGGCCCCCCCAAGCAGUGAAGCGUCUCCUCCCGUGUCCGUUUAACGGUUUAACUCUUUCUGUUUUUAUGUCUUUUUAAGGGGGAACUUUAAGGCUUCGUGUUGUGCAGAAAAUCAAAGCAUUUGUGCCUUAGAGGAGAAUAAAAGCUGGUGGUGUUGUCUCUGUGCAGCGUGUGAAGGCAUCGUUCAUAACUGUAACUGUUUCUGCAUGAAGUGGCUCAGCGGGACCAAUCAGCAGCGGCCAUCCACCUCAGCCUCGGUCACAUGACGUCUCCGCCUCGCUCCGUCUGUUUAACACCACCCGUUCAUGUCGUUAGACUUCAGUUCCUACUGAACCAUCUGCUGUAGAGAUUUAGCUUGAACCUCUUAUGAAUUUCUAGUUUUAAACCUGACAAAGGAUCAGAUGCUCUGCUGUGAUUCAGGCUGUUUGGACCGGACGUUCUGCAUGUUCUGAACAAACCGUCCCACGUCUUCUCUUCAGCCUGAACCUUUUUUACUUUUCUCAAGCUUUAAACUGGCUGUCUUGAUUUUCAAUAAAUGUUCUUUUUGUCGGGCC
Fundulus heteroclitus (mummichog) is the source of this 3607-nucleotide messenger RNA. RefSeq names its product thyroid hormone receptor associated protein 3b (gene thrap3b). The transcript has 11 exons. Lineage: Eukaryota; Metazoa; Chordata; Actinopteri; Cyprinodontiformes; Fundulidae. The record is from RefSeq and is a predicted model, not a curated record. Bases 415 to 3072 code for a protein of 885 amino acids. Gene Ontology annotation, biological process: positive regulation of transcription by RNA polymerase II. Gene Ontology annotation, molecular function: transcription coregulator activity; DNA binding. Gene Ontology annotation, cellular component: mediator complex.